Molecule: messenger RNA, 1884 nt
Organism: Triticum turgidum subsp. durum (durum wheat)
Lineage: Eukaryota; Viridiplantae; Streptophyta; Magnoliopsida; Poales; Poaceae
Source: the annotation of a GenBank genome assembly
AUGGCCGCGAAGGGCGAUGGGCCGGCGAUCGGCAUCGACCUCGGCACGACGUACUCGUGCGUCGGCGUGUGGCAGCACGACAGAGUCGAAAUCAUUGCCAAUGACCAGGGCAACCGCACCACGCCGUCGUACGUCGCCUUCACCGACUCCGAGCGCCUCAUCGGUGACGCCGCCAAGAACCAGGUGGCCAUGAACCCCAUCAACACCGUCUUCGAUGCCAAGCGUCUCAUUGGCCGGAGAUUUACCGAUUCUACUGUCCAGAGUGAUAUUAAGCUGUGGCCCUUCAAGGUUGUUGCUGGACCUGGUGACAAGCCUAUGAUUAAUGUCCAGUACAAGGGUGAGGAGAAGCAGUUUGCAGCCGAGGAGAUAUCUUCUAUGGUUCUCAUCAAGAUGCGUGAGAUUGCUGAAGCUUUCCUUGGCAGCACUGUGAAGAAUGCUGUUGUCACUGUACCUGCAUACUUCAAUGACUCGCAGAGGCAGGCUACCAAGGAUGCUGGUGUCAUUGCUGGCAUCAAUGUCCUUCGUAUCAUCAACGAGCCAACAGCUGCUGCCAUUGCUUAUGGUCUUGACAAGAAGGCUUCCAGUGUUGGUGAGAAGAAUGUCCUCAUCUUUGAUCUUGGAGGUGGUACCUUUGAUGUCUCUCUUCUCACCAUUGAGGAGGGUAUCUUUGAGGUUAAAGCCACAGCUGGUGACACUCAUCUUGGUGGUGAGGACUUUGACAACAGGAUGGUCAACCACUUCGUCUUGGAGUUCAAGAGGAAGAACAAGAAGGACAUCAGUGGCAACCCGAGAGCUCUUCGGAGGCUGAGGACAUCCUGUGAGAGGGCAAAGAGGACUCUCUCCUCCACUGCGCAGACCACCAUUGAGAUUGACUCGCUGUUUGAGGGCAUUGACUUCUACUCCACCAUCACCCGGUGUCUCAGGGAUGCAAAGAUGGACAAGAGCACUGUACAUGAUGUUGUCCUUGUCGGUGGUUCCACCAGGAUUCCCAAAGUGCAGCAGCUUCUCCAGGACUUCUUCAACGGCAAGGAGCUGUGCAAGAGCAUCAACCCUGAUGAGGCUGUUGCCUACGGGGCUGCUGUCCAAGCUGCCAUCUUGAGCGGAGAGGGCAACGAGAAGGUCCAGGACCUGCUGUUAUUGGAUGUCACCCCUCUUUCUCUUGGUCUGGAGACAGCCGGGGGUGUGAUGACAGUCUUGAUCCCAAGGAACACCACCAUCCCCACCAAGAAGGAGCAGGUCUUCUCCACCUACUCGGACAACCAGCCCGGUGUGCUCAUCCAGGUGUAUGAGGGUGAGAGGACCAGGACCCGUGACAACAACCUUCUUGGCAAGUUUGAGCUGUCUGGCAUCCCUCCUGCUCCCAGGGGAGUUCCCCAGAUCACGGUCUGCUUUGACAUCGACGCCAAUGGUAUCCUGAACGUGUCUGCCGAGGACAAGACGACUGGGCAGAAGAACAAGAUCACCAUCACCAACGACAAGGGCAGGCUGAGCAAGGAGGAGAUCGAGAAGAUGGUCCAGGAGGCUGAGAAGUACAAGUCCGAGGACGAGGAACACAAGAAGAAGGUGGAGUCCAAGAACGCCCUGGAGAACUACUCAUACAACAUGCGCAACACGAUCAAGGACGAGAAGGUCGCCUCCAAGCUGCCGGCGGACGACAAGAAGAAGAUCGAGGAUGCCAUUGAUGCUGCCAUCCAGUGGCUGGACACGAACCAGCUUGCUGAGGCGGACGAGUUCGAGGACAAGAUGAAGGAGCUGGAGGCCCUGUGCAACCCCAUCAUCGCCAAGAUGUACCAGGGUGCUGGUGCUGACAUGGAGGGCGGCAUGGACGACGAUACCCCAGCUGCGUCCGGCGGCCCUGGCCCCAAGAUCGAGGAGGUUGACUAA